AUCAGGAACUAGACGUUCCUUCAGAUUCUAAGAUGCGGAGCACCAAUGUAAAGAAGUGAGAUGUCAGCUCUCUCAGAGAUGGAUCCUCAGGACUCAAACCUGACCUGCAGCAUUUGUUUAGAGCAUUUCCGGGUCCCCGUCACCAUCCCCUGCGGACACACCUUCUGCCAGGAGUGCAUCACCAAGCACUGGGACACCCAGAACAAAGCAGACAUCGGGCCUAAGUGUCCGCUUUGCCAGGAGGACUUCCCCGGCCGUCCCCUCUUGAAGAGAAACGUCUCCAUGUCGGUGUUAACGGAGGCAGCGAACACCUCCUCCUCCUCCUCCUCCUCCUCCAGCAGGGAGGCGCUGGUGAGGGGGGGAGACGGGGGGAGAGCCAUGCUGCUGUGCGACCGACAUAAAAAGCCUAUGGUUUAUUACUGCCGGCAGGACAAGAUGUCCGUGUGCUGCGUGUGCGCCAUCUCCGAGUGUGCCCACCACAAGAUGGUGAUGCUGGAGACAGAGAGGGAAAAUCAAGAGAUGCUGCUGGAGAGGAAGAGUAAGGAGGUGGAAAAGCUCACAGAGGAGACGCAGAAAAAUAUCAGUGACCUGUCGGAUAAUAUCAGUAACGCUAAGGUGACUCUGGAUCAGACGUCCUCCUGGGUCAACGCCAAGUUCUCCUCUCUGAUUAAAAUCCUGAUGGAGAAGCAGGAAGUGACUCAUCGCUUCAUCGAGGAGCAGCGACAGGAAGCGGUCAGCGAGGCGGAGGCUCGGCUCUCUGAGCUGACGGAGCGAUGCAAAGAACUGAUCCAGAGUCAGGAGAAGAUCAGCGCCGUACGAAAGCUGCCCGACAACGAGCUCAUCAAGGAGUCUACGGUGAUCGAGGUUCCUCGUUUCAAAGACGUCCCCACAGACGUCACUCCGACCCUGCAGGAGCGUCUGAACGGCGUCACGGACGUUCUGUCACGAGUCUCCAAACUGGUGUCGGAGGAUCUGGAGAAAGCUGUGAGCACCGCCGUGGGUCCGGAUAAAGACGGUUCUCCGCUGGACAAGAGGCCGGUUCUCGCUGUGGUUCCCAGUCCAGCCGCUCCCUGCCACCCCGGGGGCAAAGAGGGACUCAGUGCAUACCGCUGCUCGCUGACCUUUGACCCCCGAACAGCCAACGGUCACCUGUGUCUCUCUCAGGAGAACCGGCGGGCGGAGCACCUGAGCUCCGGGCCGCGCUCCGUCACUCCGGACGCGGCCCGCUUCGACCACACCUGGCAGGUGCUCUGCUUCCAGGGGUUCACACAAGGCCAGCACUUCUGGGAGCUGGAGGUGUCCAAGCCCUGGGCCUACCUGGGGGUGACCUACGAGGCCAUCCCCAGGAAGGAGAAGGGGAAGAGGUGCAUGGUGGGAAUGAACGACCUCUCGUGGAGCCUCCAGCUGGACGAGCAUCAGAUCUCCGCGUGGCACGCCGGCCGCAAAGAGUCUCUGCCCGGCGCCUCGCAGCACCGACGCAUCGGCAUGCUGCUGGACUACGAGGCCGGGACGCUCAGCUUCUUCGGGGACGGAGAGGUCCGCCUCCACGCCUUCCACUGCGCCUUCAGAGGGAAGCUGUUCCCCGCAUGCUGGAUCGGGGAGGGGGUCAGCAUCACGCUCUGUCAACCGUGAACACCCACCACCCAAUACGUGGUUUUAAGCAGAAGAGCAGGCUGUUUUUACUCCAAAAAGUCCCCUGUUCCCAUUAUGUCCACCUGGUUUUGGAUUAUCUUAUUACUUCCUAACACGACAGUAAUCAUUGCUUAGGAACUGGUUUUUAAAAACUUCCUACAUGGUUUUAAGCAGAACAACUGACUGCUUUUACUCCAAAAGGUCCACCUGUUUUUGGUUUAUACGCUUUCCUACGAGCAGAACAACUGACUGGUUUGGGGAGGGGGCCAGCAUCACGUGGUUUUAAGCAGAAGAGCUGACUGUUUUAACUACAAAAAGUCCCCCUGUUCCCAUUAUGUCUUGCGACUGGUUUUUAAAAACACAUUUAAUCAGGGGUCAGCAUCACGCUCUGCUCACCAUGAACCCCCACCACCUUUUAAACCCCUUCAUACGUGGUUUUAAGCAGAAGAACUGGCUGUUUUAAUCUCCACCUUUUCCAGUUUAUUCUUAAUACUUCUAACCACACCACAGUAAUCAUUGCUUAGGAACUGGUUUUUAAAAACUUCCCCCUGUUCCCAUCAUGUCUCACCACAUGAAUAAUUAUUACUGUGCCACAUGACCAAUGAGGGCACGAGAUAAGUUAGUGCACAGAUGGAAGGCUGACAGGCAGGUAGGCCAUCCAGUCACGUCCCUGUCUCUCAGUGUCACGUCGCUGUGUAGAAUGAACACAUAUGCCGGCUUUAAGCCUUCAUUCAUAUUAAGACGGCUAAUAAGUCUUGUUUUUUAUAAUGAACCAAAUGCCUCUCGCAUCAAUGUCACGCACAACCAGAAAUAAUGCGUUAAAUUGGUCAUCAUUUUGGUUUAAAAGUCUUAAAUCUAGCUUGCCUUUAGCUGUAAGAACACUGUACUUAAAUUAACAUUUUUAAGUAGAAAAAACGACUUUAUUUCCCCCUUUAAUUUGUAAUGUCCGUGCUCGACUCAAUGCACAGUUAGCAUGUGAUUCGGGUCAUAAAAGCUGCGUUCACGGCAGGAAAUGGUGAAUAUAAUAAAUAUGUUUCUAUCUAUCGUCCUGUGGAGUGAAAGCAACAUUACUACUGAGAACACAGACCUGAAAAUCACCUUUUUUUUUUUUUAAUCAUGAUGGGAUCUGCUGUACUGCACAAAUGUUUGUAUCUGUUUUUUUAAACCGUGUGUCUGUCUUUGAGGAGUCUGCUGUGGAUUUGCACGAGUCGUCCGAACUUUAAGAAGGGAAAAGCACAUUAUCGGGGUUUGAUUUGAAAACACAUGAAACGUUACCCCUCUUCUGAAGCUGGAAUACGUUUAAUAUGAAAAUGCACUUAACCAGUGGUCGCUCUUUUCCAUCACUGAUUGAUAUAUUAUUUUAUUCAAUGCAUAAUAAUAAUAAUAAAAAUGCAUAAAAAGUGUUUAAAUGAACAAAUUAGCAAUUUUGAUGGGUUUUCUGAUGUGAAAAUGACAAAAUUAGUUUUCCACUAUUUCUAGGCACUUAUGAUACAAUUCUCUGUAUCAUCUUUUCUUUGAAUGAUUGUACAUACUUAAUAUGCUUAUUUUUUACGAUGCAUUCAGUGUUUUCUCCUCCCUGGUGCUUAAAAAACAUUUGGUUUUCUUCACAAGAAUGAUUGAAUGAUUGAUCGGGGACAUUUGUACAAAGAUCGUAGUGGUUGUGAGUCGGUGCACUACGAUGUGUUGAAAGUGGAAUCAAAGAAAGACAACAUUGUGUUUCACAUGAAUCAAGAUCCAUUUAAUAAAAUCCAACGCAUACAGUCAUCAGUCGAGAUCAUGCUUUUUGUUUCUUGAGCCAUUUUACAUGAAUUGUUCAAUAAAUUAGUUUGAAAUAAAUACA
Trematomus bernacchii (emerald rockcod) is the source of this 3472-nucleotide messenger RNA. It is a transcript of the gene trim65, whose product is annotated as tripartite motif containing 65. The transcript has 8 exons. The record is from RefSeq and is a predicted model, not a curated record. Lineage: Eukaryota; Metazoa; Chordata; Actinopteri; Perciformes; Nototheniidae. Gene Ontology annotation, molecular function: zinc ion binding; protein binding. The coding region runs from base 61 to 1632 and encodes 523 amino acids.